AGUUGCCGUGUUGAUUUAUUUAAGUUGGUGCUGGGCCCCACUGCACCUGAGGUACUGAUAUAUUUCAUAUUACUGAGUCUUCCAGCAACAAAUGAAGAAUAUGUAUCUGUUCCUCCUUUCCAUUUUAUGUUUACUUUUGAAAGCCACUGGCACCAAAGAGGUUAUAUUUGGGCAUAAUAAUUUCACAGAAUAUCAAGUGGGCAACAUGAACCUGAUUCUCUCUGUCCCACACGGUGGGUCAAUGGAACCCGAAGACAUCCCUGAUCGAGAGGCUGGAUGUUGGGAUGCAAAGUCAUCCUCUUGUGUUUUCUCUCAUGAGUGUCCUUCUGGAAGUAUUCAAAAUUAUAAGACAUGCAAAGUGUCUACCAACCAAGACAGGUAUACUAUAGAGGUGGCUCAGGCUCUUGCUGAAGAAAUCAACAAAAUUACUGAUGGCUUCUUCCCACAUAUUGUUAUAAAUCACCUACAGAGGUUCAAGAUGGAUGCUAACAGGGAAAAGGAAGAAGCCUCCUUUGGAGUUCCCCAAGCAGAACAGGCCUGGGAGGAGUAUAUGGGAUUUUUGACCACUGCAAAAUCGCAGAUGACCGGCGGCUUGAUUCUGGAUAUCCAUGGACAAGCACAUCCUGAACAGUGGAUAGAACUAGGUUACACACUUUCAAAAACCUCCCUUAACUCAGGCGUCUAUUCUGCAUCAUAUUCCUCAAUUAGCCAUCUGGCCAGUCAGGUAGUUAAUGUGUCUUCUGAGACUUUGGUUGCAGGGAACAGAAGUUUGGGUAAAUAUAUUGAAGAGCAAAAUAACAGUUAUGUUUGUGUGCCUUCUCCAUCCAAUCCUAGCCCAAAUAACGGGAGCUAUUAUAGUGGUGGAUACAUAACAAAGAAUUUUGGUUCUCGUAGUUCUGGCACCGUUGAUGCCAUCCAGCUUGAACUACCUCAGUGGGUGAGGGCAGCUGAAGAACGUCCUGGAUUUUGUAAAGCACUGGCAAAGGCUGUAAUGAAAUUCUGGGAAGCUAACUACUGCAGCCAGUACAACCAUGAAUUUCUGCCAUGCUGA
Messenger RNA from Tauraco erythrolophus (red-crested turaco), 1051 nucleotides. The record is from RefSeq and is a predicted model, not a curated record. Lineage: Eukaryota; Metazoa; Chordata; Aves; Musophagiformes; Musophagidae.